Messenger RNA from Colletotrichum aenigma, 1350 nucleotides. It is a transcript of the gene ing3, whose product is annotated as Inhibitor of growth protein 3. Gene Ontology annotation, biological process: regulation of DNA-templated transcription. NCBI's taxonomy places the organism in Eukaryota, Fungi, Ascomycota, Sordariomycetes, Glomerellales, Glomerellaceae. The transcript has a single exon. The record is from RefSeq and is a predicted model, not a curated record. Gene Ontology annotation, cellular component: nucleus; Rpd3L-Expanded complex; Rpd3L complex. The coding region runs from base 1 to 1350 and encodes 449 amino acids.
AUGCCUAGAGACGACCUGUCCAUCGACUUCGUCAAGAGGAUGCCGGCAGCCGAGGCUCUUGACCCGGCCAUCAUCCUCGACGACUGGAUCAACCGCGUCCAGAACCUCCCCGAGGAGAUCCGGUUCUUGCAAGAUGAGAUCGCCGACAAGGACCGUCAGUACGGCGACUGCGUCAAGCUGAUCGAGGACCGCGAUGGGAAGAUACAGAAAUGGAUCAAGGCGAACGGGAGCCACGAGACGAAUCCUCGCGAGGACGGCAUGAGGACACAGAUGCGCGAGAACUACAUGCGCGCCGACCAGCUGGCCACCGAGAAGAUCGCCCUGACCCAGAAGUUGCAGCUCAUCAUGGACAAGCAUCUGCGGAACCUGGACCAGCACAUCAAGAUGCUCUACGAUCGAAGCGAGCCUGGGUUCACCGAUCCAGACGAGUGUCCGUCGCUGCUACGCCCAAGCGCGGCAAACCAUUCAGCUCCGUCCGCCAGGGCCGUCAACCCGGCGAGCCACUUGGCCGGGGCCAUUACCGCGACCCCGUUGAACCCGAUCGUCAACUCGUCGAGCCCCGCUACCGUGCGCGUCGGCAACCCGCAGGUUCGCAACACAAUAUCGCAGCAACACGCCUCCUCGGCGCCCGCGACACCGGCUGCCGCCAGCAUGAUAAUGAAUCGCCAGGCAAGAGAAAGCUCGGCAGGACCAGGAAGCGGCGCGCCUAAGAGGGGCCCGCGGUCCAACUCCGGACUGGGCAGCUUGCCGGCGACCUCGAGCGGGCUGGCGAGGCAUUCCUCCCUCGGCCCGGGCACUCCGAAAGGAGCCACGAACCCGGGCCCUGGCGGUGCUGUGCGGGCUGGUAGCGCCGGGCCGCGGUCGUCAUCAACCAAGGCUGCCAGCGUGUCUGGCAUCAGGAAAGGAACACCUGGCGCCGCAAACCGCAAAAAGGGCAGCAUUGCCAAUGGCAACAAGUCGUCGUUGUCCCGCGUCAAGAAGGCAGGGAGCCGCAACUCUCCGGCGUCGACAGCAGACAGCGAGUUGUCGGAUGCCGAGAGUGGUAGUGGCGAUGACGGCGACCGUAGCAGGGCAGACCGGGCAAGCGGUACACCAGCGCGUGACGGCAAAGACGGGGACGGGGACGACAGCAUGCUCGACGCCGAAGAUGACGAGGCCGGCGACGACAAAAAGUACUGCACGUGUCAAAAUGUCAGCUUUGGCGACAUGGUGGCGUGCGACAAUGAGGAUUGCCCUUAUGAGUGGUUCCACUGGUCAUGCGUCGGCCUUAAGAGCGAGCCUAAUGGGACAUGGUUCUGCCCCGUGUGCUCGGAGAAUAUGGAGAAGGAAAAGCUGCAGAAGAAGAAAUGA